Messenger RNA from Emericellopsis atlantica, 1493 nucleotides. Its product is annotated as ceramidase. NCBI's taxonomy places the organism in Eukaryota, Fungi, Ascomycota, Sordariomycetes, Hypocreales, Bionectriaceae. The transcript is spliced from 7 exons. Gene Ontology annotation, cellular component: endoplasmic reticulum membrane. Gene Ontology annotation, biological process: ceramide biosynthetic process; ceramide catabolic process. Bases 137 to 1066 code for a protein of 309 amino acids. The record is from RefSeq and is a predicted model, not a curated record.
AUUUUAGCGACUAAAGACUUUUAUAAGUGUCCUCCGUACUCGUGCUUCUUCUAUUACUAUCCCUUAUAAAAAUCUAUACACUAUACUCCGUAGACCACUUGUUUAUUAUAUUCGUACCAAGUCGUACUACUUAACUAUGUCUUCGCUAGGCUUCCUUGGCCUCUUGUAUCUACCAUACCCAGAUUAUCGUACUGGCUUCUGGGGUGGACAAACAUCGACGCUCAAUUUCUGUGAGGAGGAUUAUGCGCUGUCAUUCUAUUGCGCCGAGGUCGUCAAUGCAUCGACGAAUGCAUUGUUCAUGUGGUUGGGGUUCAAGGGCAUUCGUAAUUGCUUGAAAGAGUCCCAUGAUGGUGUCUUCUUGCUGGCUUACGUUGGCUACAUUCUGGUCGGCCUGGGAUCUAUAUCUUUUCAUGCCACCCUGAAGUAUCCCAUGCAGCUCGUGGACGAGUUGUCUAUGAUAUACACCACGUGCCUCAUGAUGCACGCAAGUUUCGCCUACUUACAGUCGACUUACUUCUCGACCAUGUUGGGACUCGCACUACUGUGCUUAUCGGGCACCAUUACAUUGCACUAUCACACAACCAAAGACCCGUUAUUUCACCAGGUCGCGUAUGCUGCGCUGACCGCGACUGUGGUCUUCCGAAGCAUAUGGGUAAUGGAAACUCAGCUGCGACCUGCACUGGCGACUCGCAACAGUGAUCGCGCACGGCAUAUACUGCAGACCAUGUGGACAAUGGUGGCCACAGGUCUACUCGUGUUUGUAGGCGGUUUCCUGAUCUGGAACCUGGACAAUGUGUUCUGUGGUGAGAUCCGCCGCCUCAGACGGGCAGUUGGGCUCCCCUGGGCUAUCUUGCUCGAGGGCCACGGCUGGUGGCAUCUGAUGACCGGCGUAGGAGCUUAUUAUUACAUCACCUGGGGCAUAUGGCUGCGGCAUUGUCUAGCCGGUCGUGAGCUCCAAUAUGUGCUGCACUGGCCUCAUAUCCUGACUUCAAUGCCCGAAGUUCGCCGGCAUAGAGAGUCGACAGACGAUGCGCCCGUUGCCGGAACAAGGAAGAGUAGGGAGUAAAGUAAAGGCAAAAUGAUCGAGGGUCGCCGUGUUUGUAUGUUAUAUCGCGUGGUACCGUAGCUAUCCUGUGGUAGUGGUUUUUGGCAACAUCUCAUGUGAAAUGUGAGCCCACACGUGUAAUAAGCGAUCAGCGGGAGUUUCUAGUUGUUGCGGGUGCAGACGCGGAUUGAAUACAAGCAGAAUUGUUUAAAAUGUAUCAGGCGGUAACACGGACCGGAGAGCAAAGCGUGCCAAGUCGCGUUUCUUUUCUGUCACCCACACAUGUACACCGUCUACCGCAGCGUUCGGUGGUGGCUGACCGUUACCGUGUCACCUAGGCUCCGUUUCGUCUCCGUUUUCACUUCUGGUGCUGCACCGCGAGUCCGCAUCUCGGCCCCGUUUGAUGAAUGAGAGUUCCCUCGCCGGUCGCCGACCCUUUACUGUCAUG